UUUUCUGACAGUUUUGAAGUUGCCAUUUAAAAAUUAAUCACACACCAAAACUCUCCAGGAAAGCUUGUCCAUGAACUACACUUACAUUUACAAAUACACCUGUUUGUUUUAAUUGUUGCUGCAACACUAACACCGGAAGAAUCUUUUGAAGACACAAAGAGUUGAAUUUAAGAAAAGCGUUCAUCAUGGCCAACGCGGAAAUAUUUUAUUCGGAUUUUGAUGGCGGGUACGAGGGCGAGGAAGAUGAAUGCACAGAGCGGAAUGUAGAGGUGCAGCUAACCAGGACCAUGGCGGCUAUCAUCGAUUACAAGAUGUUCAUUGCCGCCCGUCGCAUCCAGGCCUUCUGGCGAGCCCACCGCGACCGGAAGCUGCGCGAUAAGCGCUUGCAAGGAUGCAUUACCAUCCAGCGCUCGUGGCGCGGCUUCCGGCUGCGGCGCCAGCUGUGGGUCCUGUACGAGCAACGGCUGCAGGAGGCGUACCUCGAUCACCUCAACCUGAUGGCCACCCGCAUUCAGGCCUUCUUCCGUGGAUGGUCAGCCAGGCGGAAUAUCCACGACAUGCUACGCUUGACCCGUAUCCAAACGUCCGCCACCGAGGAUGUGGUCCAUUGCCUUAUCGAGACCCUACACCACAUAAAGCGAACCGAAUAUCUGCCAGGUGUCUACUCGCUGAUGGAGACGCAGUGCAUGUCGAAGGUUGAGAACCUUAUUGCCACUAUGACGUUUCGAUUCUACAACGGUCGAAUGACAUCGAUGAUCUCCGCCAAGAAGACUAGGCAGGAGGAGAGCCGCAGGCAUUUCCGCGAGUGCCGUUUCCAAACACAGAUACCCUAUAUUGGGCACAACUUCAGUCUGUGCCCCUAUCGUGCCUAUAGAACAGAUUCGGCUGUCGGGAAUGAAUUGCUCAAUCCGCGGAUGCUCGACGUUGCCGCCGAGUACGAGUACUUUAAGCGGAGUGUAUAUCUCCGGAACUUGCAUUCACUCUCCGUGUCGCAAAAACGUGACGAGUGCCUUAGCAAAAUCAGAGAUCGAGAAAGAAAAGCUUCGGAAAAGUUUUGCAACUCCGUCAUCACGAGUAUGCGUCAGUGGGUGGUCUGGAAGGAGUUCAGUGACGGAAUUAGGGGUACUCUUGGUGGCCCGGACAAGCGGGAACGCUUCUUUAGGAGGCUGGGAUUGGUGCUUGAAGAUUUCAGCAUUAACUGUCAAUGCGUGGCUCACGUUUUUCCAGUCUACCAAUGUCCAGAAACGCCAAUCUCCCCAGGCCAUGAGGGAUAAAUUCAAGGUGAAUCAUAUCAGCUUAGAUUGUACAAUACCUUUGUUUCUUACAUGGUUUAUUAUAAAAAAAACGUUGAGCAUUUCUUAGGAGAAACCGAA
Drosophila serrata is the source of this 1373-nucleotide messenger RNA. RefSeq lists its product as uncharacterized. Gene Ontology annotation, molecular function: protein binding. The record is from RefSeq and is a predicted model, not a curated record. NCBI's taxonomy places the organism in Eukaryota, Metazoa, Arthropoda, Insecta, Diptera, Drosophilidae.